Messenger RNA from Oncorhynchus tshawytscha (Chinook salmon), 3617 nucleotides. It is a transcript of the gene znf598, whose product is annotated as zinc finger protein 598. The coding region runs from base 427 to 3270 and encodes 947 amino acids. Lineage: Eukaryota; Metazoa; Chordata; Actinopteri; Salmoniformes; Salmonidae. Gene Ontology annotation, molecular function: ubiquitin protein ligase activity; ribosome binding. The transcript is spliced from 12 exons. The record is from RefSeq and is a predicted model, not a curated record. Gene Ontology annotation, biological process: rescue of stalled cytosolic ribosome; protein ubiquitination.
GCUACCAUUCAACAGUCUAUCCUUAUGGUUUAUACACCAGUAAAUCUCUAUUGGCGAGGGAUAGGAGAAGCACAGCUACCAUUCAACAGUCUAUCCUUAUGGUUUAUACACCAGUAAAUCUCUAUUGGCGAGGGAUAGGAGAAGCACAGCUACCAUUCAACAGUCUAUCCUUAUGGUUUAUACACCAGUAAAUCUCUAUUGGCGAGGGAUAGGAGAAGCACAGCUACCAUUCAACAGUCUAUCCUUAUGGUUUAUACACCAGUAAAUCUCUGCAUUGGCGAGUGACUUUAGGACUUCCGUGUCAUUACACAAACAGACGAUACCUCCUUCUAUUGAACCACCCAGCUACUUCCUGACGUCUACGAUUCAGACCGGAAAACCAAAUAUAACUCCGGGUUUUAACUCCUUUAAAAACAAAUAACCACCAUGGAAUCAACAUCUAACAACUACGAGCGGAACUGUGUUCUGUGUUGUCAGGAGCUCGACAUCUUCGCCCUGGGGAAAUGCGACCACCCGGUGUGUUACCGCUGCUCGACCAAAAUGAGGGUGCUGUGCGACCAGAAGUACUGCGCCGUGUGCCGGGAGCAGCUCGACAAGGUGCUGUUUGUGCAGAAGUUGGUGGCGUUCUCCUCUCAGCCCCUCCAGACGCUGCAGGUGGAAAGGAAACAUGACAUCUACUUUACAGACUCCAAGAUAUACGCUCAGUUCAGGACACUGCUGCAGUCUGACCUGUCCUGUGUGUCCAGAGUCUCUUCUCAUGUUAUACCUGUCUGCCUUACCUGUCUGUCUAAUAUGUAUGUAACCUGUUCCCACCAGAUCUUCUCCCAUGAGAGGAAGUGGUAUAACCGGAAGGAUCUGGCACGUCACCGUACCCAUGGUGACCCAGAUGACACGUCUCACCGCGGACACCCGCUCUGCAAGUUCUGUGAUGACCGUUACCUUGACAACGACGAGCUGCUGAAACACCUCCGUAGAGACCAUUACUUCUGUCACUUCUGUGAUGCUGACGGAGCCCAGGAGUACUACAGUGACUACCAGUACCUGAGCGAACACUUCCGGGAGGCCCACUACCUGUGUGAGGAGGGGCGCUGUGCUACGGAGCAGUUCACCCACGCCUUCAGGAGCCAGAUCGACUACAAAGCCCACAAGGCCUCAGCACACAGCAAGAACCGAGCCGAAGCACGACAGAACCGACACAUAGACCUGCAGUUCAGCUAUGCCCCUCGCCAGACCCGACGCAACGAUGGAGGCAUGGUGUCUGGAGAGGACUAUGAGGAGGCGAGGUCGGGUCGGGGGGGAAGAGGAAGGAGCCAAGGGAACCAACCGAACACCAGAGGUAGCUGGAGAUACAACCGUGAGGAGGAGGACAGGGAGUUGGCAGUAGCAGUCAGAGCCUCUUUGAUGCAGCAGAGGAGACAGGAGGACGGAGGACGAGACACCCAGGACAGGAGCGCAGCGCCCAAACACCGCAAAGAGGAGCGGAUGGAGAGGCCCGAGCGGAUGGAGAGGCCCGAGCGGAUGGAGAGGCCCGAGCGGAUGGAGAGGCCCGAGCGGAUGGAGACUGAGGAGAGACACAGGAGUAUUCCUGUCAAACCUCCAGCAGAAGCUCCCCCAGUGAGGACCAUGAAGAGUAACCCUCUAACAGGAGACGACUUCCCAGCUCUCCUGGGGGCUGCAGCACCCACACUGAGUGUAAAGCCCCCCCCAGCCCUGAAGACUCCAGCCCAGGUCCCUCUGAAGGAGGAUGACUUCCCCAGUCUAUCUGCUUCCAUGGUUAUGACCCCCAUGACCCCUGCCUACUCCGCCCAACCCAGGAAGCACUCCUCCUUCCAAGAAGAAGACUUCCCCGCCCUGGUCUCUAAGAUCCGCCCUCCCAGACCAGCGGGCGGAGCUACCUCAGCCUGGAGCCAAGCCAGCAGCAGCAGCAACACCUCCAAGACGGUCAUCCUUCCCUCCUCUUCCUCUAGACCUCCCCCUAACAACCCUCCUCUCCCCCUCCCCGCUGGCCCCCAGCUCCUCUCCUCCUCCUCUCGGAGGAAAAAGCACCCCGUCCGCCGCCCCUCCCCCCCAUCUGAUGAUGACAAUUGCGUUGCCAAGACGAUGCAGGAGCACCGAGCAGUUCCAACCAUGUUGGAUAUCUCCUCUCUUCUCAUCGUCAAAGGACCCUCUAAAUCUGCCCCUACUGCCUCUAAGCCCCUCCAAUUGACAGCUAAGCCCCUCCCACCAACCUCUAAGCCCUCCCCCGUGACAUCUAACCCCACUCCUAUUCCCGCCCCAAGCCCCCCAUCCAAGACAGCCAAGAAGAAGAAACAGGCCACGCCCCCUCCAUCAUCAUUUGGGAACCAAGUUCCUGUUCUCAUGGAAACGGUCUCCAGGGUACAGAAGGAGAACGUUCCGGAGAGCCACGCCUCCAAGCCACUGGUUGCUAUGACGACGGCAGCAGUUAAAACAGCUGUAAAAGCAAAGGUCAAAGCAAGUGGAUUGGCUAACGGCCACCUGGAUAAACCAGUCACAGUGGCCCCCCUCCCUAAAGCCCAGCCGGAACCCCCCCUGGAGGUAGAGGAGGAGUUCCCUGCCCUCAUCUCCAAGAAACCCCCCCCAGGCUUUAAAAGUUCCUUCGUCCUGAAGAGUUCUGACCAGACCCCUUUCCAGAAACCUGUCCCCCUCCCCCCACCUUUACAGACCUGUCAUCACCUUUACAGGCCAGGGCAGCACCACCCCUCCCAUGUUCUAAAUGACUCCAUAUGGGGGGUGUUCAGCUCUCCCCAGUCCCCGGGGGUGUACCUGGCUCCAGAGAACUUCCAGCAGAGGAACAUGGAACUGAUCCAGUCCAUUAAGAACCUCCUGCAGAACGACCAGUCACGAUUCAACCAGUUCAAGGACUACUCUGGACAGUUUAGACAGGGUCUGAUGUCAGCCGUGCUCUACCACCAGAGCUGUAGGACUCUGUUAGGGGACAACUUUGGCGGCGUCUUCAAUGAGCUGCUGGUGCUACUUCCUGACACGAGGAAACAGCAGGAGCUGCUGACGGCCCACGCAGACAACCGGGCCAUGGAAAGACAGGGAGGGGGCGGGACCAGGAAGAACAGGAAGAGUGCCUGGCAGACCCCCUCCAGCGCCAUCUCUAAUGCAGCCGCGCUGGACUGCCAGGUAUGCCCCACCUGCUGCCAGGUGCUGGACCCUAAAGACUUCAACUCCCAUAAGACCUUGCACCUGGGGGACAACGAGGACUUCCCCUCCCUGCAGGACAUCAGCCGCAUCAUCAGCUAGCCCUGGCCUGGGACAGACAUGCACACUGCCCAAUCUCAGCCCUGCCUGUUGCCAUUCAGGGGGAGCCUGUUUCCAUGGUGACCAUGGCCAGAGAGGACGUUGGGUAGUGUAUUUGAUGGCAAGGCUGGGGCCAGCAGGAGGUUGAACUGAAUUCUGGUUGCCAGAUGUUGACCUGAUUCCCGGUGUGAUUCCGGCUGGACCUGGACCCAGCCUGGCGACCCGAACCUGGAGGGCCCUACAAGUACCACAUGUUGUGUAUUAAUAAGAAGAAUGGUUCUAUAUAUUUGAUUUUUCUCCCCUCUCUCUUCUGAUCACAUUUUCAUGAUGUUGAUAAAGUGUUGAAGGAG